Dipodomys ordii (Ord's kangaroo rat) is the source of this 2112-nucleotide messenger RNA. RefSeq names its product coiled-coil domain containing 71 (gene Ccdc71). The record is from RefSeq and is a predicted model, not a curated record. Lineage: Eukaryota; Metazoa; Chordata; Mammalia; Rodentia; Heteromyidae. The transcript has 2 exons. Bases 111 to 1655 code for a protein of 514 amino acids.
GGCGGCCAUGUUGGAGCGGCUGAGGCGGCGCAGCAGCGCAUCCUGGGGUCCCCGCGGCGGCGCCGGCGCUAGUUUGUGGAUACCCAGAGAGAUCUGCAGUGCCUAAUGCCAUGAGCGUGGUGGCGCAGCAUGUGGAAGAAAAAGCUGUCCACUCCUGGUCACGCAUCUCCACAGCAGGGAAGAAGGUGCUGGAAGAGGCACUGCUUGUCUUUAAUCCCAUGAGCCAGGAUCUCUGUGCCACCGAAGCCCAACUUGUGGCCUUUCUGCAGGGCCUGCGAGAUGAUGGCUUCCAGCCAACCAUUCUGCGCAGCGGUGAUGUCUAUGGCUAUAGUUCGUGCACAGCCUCUCCCCCAAGCCAGACGAAACCACAAGCUUGUGCCAACUCAACUUCCACAUCCCCUCCUCCAGCCAGUGCUCCCCAAACGGCCAUGCCGUUAUCCACAAGCCCAACCACACUAUUCCCAAUGUCACUGUCUGGCAGGCUGGCCAAAGAAUCCACACCAGCUCUUGCCAAGCAUACUACCACCAACCUGCUGCUGAGCUCCCUGAAGCAGUCAAGUGCCAGCCACACCAGUGGCAAAACCGUGGGCUUCCCUGCCCACCUUUAUCCAGGUGUUUACCCUGCCAUGCAGCUCUCUGUUGUCCUUGAGGCCCUGGUUCCAUUCAAGACUCACCUGCCUUGCUUGGAUGCUAAGCACAAGGCCCGGUCACUGCAGCUGUCACUUGCAGACUGUCCUCUAAAGCUGCGGAAGGGUUCGGGAAAAGGUCCAGGGAACCCUGCACCCAAAGCCCCCAGAAAAAACACAACAAGCAAGGGCCUCAAAUGUCUGACUCACAAAGGCCAGGGGACUGGACCCCGACAAGGCACUGGGCCCCAGAACAAGACCUCUAGAGCCACUGGGUCCCACAAUAGCAUGCAAGUGAAAAAGAGCUCUGCCCUAGGCACCAAGACGAAGGCAGCUGGAACUCUGAUCAAAGCUGCCCAGGCUCUUGUCAGUGUAGCUCAAACACAAGCCAAGGCAGCACUGGCCAGGGGCAAAACAGCCCUGGUCAGAGGCAAGAAGGUACUGGCCAGAGGCAAAACAGCACUGGUCAGAGGCAAAACAGCACUGGCCAGGGGCAAAACAGCACUGGUCAGGGGCAAAACAGCACUGGUCAGGGGCAAAACAGCACAGGUCAAGGCCCAGAAAGCACUGCCUAAGGGAAAAUCAGCACUUCCCAGAGGUAAGACAGCACUCGCCAAGAGCAAAACAGCACAGGCCAAGGCAAAAGUCGUGGUCACACAAGCCAAGGCUAAAGCAAAGGCAAUAGAUGCCAAAGCCAAGGUGGCUCAGACCAAACCCAGAGGCAGGCCAAAAGGAUCUGUUCAGAUCAGGACUGCAAGGAAGACCCAGAAAAGCCAGUCUGAGACUGUGGGACAGAAGAGGAAAAAGGCUGAGGAGGCAAAGGAUCUUCUUCCCAAGAAGAGGACACGGCUUGGACUCCAAUCUAAGGCUUGGCUGGGACCUGCUACAGCCAAACUUAAGGCCCGUGCUAUAAAGGUAGAUAAGCAGUCCUCCGAUGAUGAAGUUCUGAAGUGGGCCCAGCGAAUCUUCCAGGUGAACCUGUCUCCUAUAAUACGGCUUCAGCCAUUGCUGUCAUACUCAACAUCCUGAUUCCUUCAUAAGAAUGUUUAGAAGAGCUCUGCAACAGUGAGGACUCUGAGUACCUCUCUAGGGCCCUGGUGGGCCAAUCAGCCUCCUCUCAAAAACUGGAGGAUUUGGGGGAGGGUGGGAAGUGGGAGGGGUGUUAUGGCACAAUGCACUGUGACUUGUUCUUUGAGUUGUAUGUUCCCUGUUAGCUUCUAUCACAUUUUAUACCUUUCCACCUUUAGUCUCCCUGCUCAUCAUCCGUGUGUGUGUGUGUGUGUGUGUGUGUGUGUGUGUGUGUGUGUGUGUGUUUAGCUGCUGGCAGGCCAGCUUGAACCUGGGGAAAUUAGAUGAAAGAAAGAGGAUCUUGGUAGCUGGGGGUAGAUAGUUAAUUUGAGUAACGAGAGUGGACAAGGCUUCAAGCCUCUUAGAAAAAGUGAGGCGUAGUUCAGGUGUUUAGCUCCUUUUGAGUAUGUGAGAGGGA